AUGAGUCCUUCUCUUCUCAGCGCCUUUUCGGUGCUUUUAUUUGCCACUUCCUUCUUCCUCCCCGUCAAGGCCGCGGCACCAUCUUACAACUUUAGCCAAGAGGCCAUCAACAACGGCGACGCCCUUGCUCAACUUGCUGCACAGGCUCUGGCUAACUCUAAAGAAUUGCACCAACGUUCGGGUGCAUUUGCAAACUCAACAUGCACGCCGGACAAGGUUCGCGUCCGCCGAGAAUGGAGAACACUCCCUGCCGAGCAGAGGAGAGCCUUUGUAGCUGCUAUUGAGUGUAUGCAGAGUUCCCCGAGCUUGUAUGAGCCGGGAGUGAUGCCUGCUGCAAAGACUUUGUAUGAUGACUUUGUGGCUAUCCACCUUAAGCAGACUCCUGUCAUUCACAGAACGGCUAAUUUCCAGCUCUGGCAUCGCCUGUACACAGACGUGUUUGAGCAAAAGGUCCGCGAAUGCGGUUAUACUGGUACGUUUCCCUUCUGGGAAUGGGGUUAUGAUGCGGAAGACCCUACGCUGUCACCUCUCUUUGACGGAUCGGACACUUCCAUCGGCAGCAACGGCGCCUUUGUUCCUCAUGAAGGCCUCGAAAUUCACCAGGCUUACACCAACGUAACUCUCAAGCUCGAGCCCGGAUCUGGUGGUGGGUGUGUCAUGUCGGGCCCCUUCUCCAAAAUGACGGUCAACCUCCCCGUCGUUCAGAACACAGACACUCCUCUCGCUGCUGACCCGCGCUGCCUGCAGCGAGACCUGAACAAGCACGUCUCUUCUCGACACACCACAUUUCGGAACACGACGCUCCUUCUGACUGAGCACAACACUCUCGAGUCGUUCUGGGGCUUUUUGAAUGGUGAUGAUCGUUACAUCAACCCCUUUGAGCUAGGAGUUCAUGCGGCUGGCCACUGGCAGCUCGGAGGCGACUCUGGCAAAAACUUCUUCAUCUCUCCGGCUGACCCAGCAUUCUUCCUGCACCACAGCCAGAUCGACCGUGUUUAUUGGAUCUGGCAGAUGCUUGACUGGGAGAACAGGCAGGAUAUCUUUGGUACUGUCACGAUGCAAAACAUUCCCCCGAGCCGCAACGGCACUUUGGACGACCUGGUUGAUCUUCGGCCUUUGGCUGAGCCAAGAAAGCUGAGGGACCUUAUGAGCACGAUUGGAAUCGGUGGCUCUCCGUUUUGCUACGUCUACGAGGGGUAG
This is a messenger RNA of Colletotrichum tamarilloi, 1200 nucleotides long. Its product is annotated as tyrosinase central domain-containing protein. The transcript is spliced from 3 exons. Gene Ontology annotation, molecular function: oxidoreductase activity. Bases 1 to 1200 code for a protein of 399 amino acids. NCBI's taxonomy places the organism in Eukaryota, Fungi, Ascomycota, Sordariomycetes, Glomerellales, Glomerellaceae. The record is from RefSeq and is a predicted model, not a curated record.